This is a messenger RNA of Tripterygium wilfordii, 457 nucleotides long. RefSeq names its product reactive oxygen species modulator 1-like. The transcript has 3 exons. Gene Ontology annotation, biological process: protein insertion into mitochondrial inner membrane; protein import into mitochondrial matrix. Gene Ontology annotation, cellular component: TIM23 mitochondrial import inner membrane translocase complex. The coding region runs from base 84 to 308 and encodes 74 amino acids. Lineage: Eukaryota; Viridiplantae; Streptophyta; Magnoliopsida; Celastrales; Celastraceae. The record is from RefSeq and is a predicted model, not a curated record.
CGACGGAGUCGCGAAUUAAAAAGCUGUUUAGUGCGCCCGCCGCAUAGAGGAGUUUGAGUCUGAACUAAACGGAGAGGAUCGAUAUGGCAAGAGAUAGCUGCUUGGCUCGGAUUACCGCCGGGGUUGCCGUGGGCGGCGCAGUUGGCGGCGCUGUUGGUGCUGUUUAUGGGACUUAUGAGGCUAUCAGGUAUAAGGUUCCUGGGCUGCUAAAAGUUAGAUAUAUUGGGCAAACGACAUUGGGCAGUGCAGCUAUUUUCGGUCUUUUCUUGGGUGCUGGGAGCUUGAUACAUUGUGGAAAAUCUUACUGAAAGCUCUUUUGAUAGUACUUGGUUCAUAAGGUUUUAUUUUACAUAAUUAUGAGAGUAAACAAGGCUUCUUCGGUUCAUGACCAAACCAAGUAUUGUUUUCUUUUUCAAUUUUCUUUUUUAAGCUUGCUAAGAUCUUACUUUGAUUGCAU